This is a messenger RNA of Australozyma saopauloensis, 1416 nucleotides long. It is a transcript of the gene RAD57, whose product is annotated as putative DNA-dependent ATPase. The record is from RefSeq and is a predicted model, not a curated record. Lineage: Eukaryota; Fungi; Ascomycota; Pichiomycetes; Serinales; Metschnikowiaceae. The transcript has a single exon. Gene Ontology annotation, cellular component: condensed nuclear chromosome. Gene Ontology annotation, molecular function: double-stranded DNA binding; ATP hydrolysis activity; ATP binding. Gene Ontology annotation, biological process: chromosome organization involved in meiotic cell cycle; reciprocal meiotic recombination; DNA recombinase assembly. The coding region runs from base 1 to 1416 and encodes 471 amino acids.
AUGGAUCUUAGCCAACAAUUCGUCAUUGACUACGCCAACGAUGAGCUACAUUUGCUAGAAGCAUGGCUGGCGGUUGCCGGCAUCACAACUGUCGAUCUUAUGAUUAUGAGGCGAGAAAAUCCAGAGAAAAUGGCAGAUUUACUUGCCUCGAAACUAGGCAAACCAAUUGGCCAAACCAAGCCGCUUCUUGACGCAUUUGAAGCUGUUGUGGGGCAAAGUUUGACACCAGCACUGCCGACUUCAUCACCAGAAUGUGUAAAAGUUGGCCUUCCCUCCCUAGAUCUUCAGUUGCAUGGAGGUUGUGCCAUUGGAGAAGUGACCGAGAUUUUCGGAGCUAGCGGCACCGGAAAGUCCCAGUUUCUUCUCAAUCUCGCCAUAAACUCACAGAAAAUACUCGACGAAACAGGAAACCCGGCCGGAUGCAUAUACAUUAGCACCGAGGCAGGCAUAGAAACCCGUAGACUCGCCGACUUCUCCCAAGCGGGAACAGACAUGGAAAACAUCGCCUACAUACACUGCAGCGACACCGAAAACCAGGACCAUAUUAUAUUCACCCAGCUUCCGGCCAAAUUGGCGCUCGCACAAAGCUCAGGCCGCAGUUUUCGAACGGUCCUCAUCGAUAGCAUUAGUCAUCAUUUGCGAGCCAACGACAGCUUUUUGAAUAGCGUCGAGUUCUUGAAAGAUCACUUGGCACACCAAGAGCUCGAAUUUGGCGCGGACCAGAGCUACCUCAAGCUCAAACUGGAGUUCGAUGCCAUGUCAUCUCUCUUUUUUCGAGCAGACAGAUCAUACCGUCUACGCGCGGCCAAAGAAUACUAUCUUCUACAACUACACUGGUAUCUACAGACAUUGGCACGGAAAUUCCAGGUCGCCGUUGUCGUCAGCAACCAGGUGAGUGACAUGAUGGACUCCGACAUUACUACAUUAGACGUUCCACCAGAAGAACUCGCCGAUCCCCUAAAUUUCGACUUCCAAGUAGGAACAUUCAGCGGCUGGGAUGCGCCAGCGUAUCAAUCCCAGGACACGAUGUUCUUGUUGGGUACUUCAACACAAACCACCACUCAACCAGACACAGAAGUGCGUAUUUCGGGCGCCGAACUCAACAGAAAACGCUGCAUCCCGGCCCUCGGCUACACAUGGACCAAACUCAUUUCACACCGAAUUCUACUCUGGAAACGGUAUGUAUGGAGUAAUUUGCAGCCAGCCAAACGGCAUUCUGCAGGACCGGGCGACGCUAAUUCGGACAUUUCUCAACGGCCACACACGGCAGAAGAAGACGGUGAAAACGACGAUUCAGCACCGAAACGAAAACUCCACGCCCGAAGAUUCGCCAGAGUGAUAUCUCCAGCAUGGGCGCCGCUGCUGCCGCCGGUGGAAUUUGUGCUCCUGCAGAAAGGCUUGACACCGGUCACGUGA